UAGCUGGCCACCACCAUACCUGGAAAAUCCCCAUCCAAGCUCACGCGACCACGAACCUGUCGACUGCGCUUCUCCCAAGCUUCAACAUGGCCGCCUCUCCCGUCCAGAACCCCGCGGUCCAAGCCGAAUCCAAGUCGGCCAAGAAGAAGAAGGCCAAGGCCGCCGAGCGCACCGAGUCCCCUGCUCCUACUGCCUCUCCUGCUCCCGAGAAGGCUGACGCCUCCGACGAGUCCGGCGAGACUGCCUACAUUCGCGAGAUCCAGAAGAACAUUCGCAACACCAACAAGAAGCUUACCAAUGCCUCCAAGAUCGACAACCUAAUUGCCGAGAACGCUGGCAAGUCCCUUGACGACCUGGUCGCUGCUCGCAUUAUCAAUGCCGACCAGAAGGCUCAGUACCUCAAGAAGCCUGCUCUGCAGGCCCAGAUCUCCCAGUACGAGGAGCAGAUGGCCCAGUACAAGAAGAUCGACCAGGAGUACCGCACUCGUGCCGUUGCCGAGAAGGCAGAGCUGGAGAAGUCCUUCGCCGAGAAGCUGGAGAAGGAGAAGGCCGCUGCCGUCGCCGAGGUGAAGGCUCAGCAGGCUCAACAGGAUGGUGAUUCUAGCAAGAGCAUCAACAGCAAGCUUCUCACCCUGUCACAAUUCCUCCGCCUUGCUGCCGCCCGCCGCUCCGAGGAUGCCGACCAGAGCAACGAGGAGAACAAGGCUCUGGAGGGUGUCCUUCUCGCCAUCUACACCGGUGACGAUAGUGCUGUCACCACCAUGCUCAAGCUGAUUGACGGCGCCGAGGAGCAGACGUACAGCGUCAACGGCGAGCUGCUCGAGACGACCUUCGGCCAAGUCAAGACAGCUGCCAAAGCCUACAAGUCUCCUUACGAUGAGCCUGCGCCCGCCGAGACCGAGACCGCCGCGACCGAAGCCGUUAGCGACCCGACCAUUGCUAACGCUACUGUGAAUGAGAUCGAGGCUGGCGAUGUUGCCAUCACCAACGGCCAGGCCGAGGAAGCAGCCACCGAGACCCCCACUAACGCCAACAUCGGUAGUGGCGCCGGUAACGCCGCUGGCGAGAAGUGGGACCAGUCUGCCGAUAACAGCAUGUCGCUUUCUCAGGAAUGGGUCUCUGUUCCUCGCGAUCCUACAGAGACUGAGACUGGUGUCGAGGCUACCCCCGCUGCCGUUUCCAACACCCAGUCUUGGGCUGACGACCAGCCUGAGCAUCAGGAGACCCAGCCCGAGGUAUGUCUCUCGCGAACUGCGAUAAUUGAACGAGAAACUGACUGUAAUUAGACCCCUACCCCCGCUGCUGCCGACCCCAACGACGGCUUCCACCAGGUCCAGGGUCGCAACCGCGGCCGUGGCGAUCGUGAGGGAGGCUACCGCGGACGUGGCCGUGGUGAGUGGCGCGGCGGUCGUGGACACCGUGGUGACGGCCGUGGAAGGGGGCGUGGCGGCGGCCAGCGCGGCGGCUCCAUCUCCCAGCGUGGACCCCGCCGGACUGAAGAGUCAUAG
Molecule: messenger RNA, 1508 nt
Organism: Colletotrichum godetiae
Lineage: Eukaryota; Fungi; Ascomycota; Sordariomycetes; Glomerellales; Glomerellaceae
Exons: 4
Coding region: 87-1286 (399 amino acids)
Source: RefSeq, a predicted model, not a curated record